AUGACCAAGGAUCCCGAAGAGCAGUAUGAGGCCCUCAGUCUGACCGAGCUCAAAAGCAGCGCCCAGGAGAGGAGCGUCAUUGGGUACAGCGUGAACUUCACCGUGGGGGGGGUGCUGCUCUUCGGGGGGUUCAAAAUCGACGCGGGGGCGGACGGCAAGGGUGGCGACGAAGAUGGUGGGGGUGGCAGCGAAGGUGAAGGUGGCAAUCGCGAAGUUGGCGGCCGUUGUGAAGACGGCUUGGGCAGCGUCUGCAACGACGCCUACCUGGCGCACAUCAAAAAGGAGAGAGUAGAAUAUGAAGUGGUGAGGAGCAAAGUCAAGCCCCAAUGCAGGUGCUACCACAACUCGUGCACCCUGCUGGAAAACUACGUCGUCAUUUUUGGCGGGCUGAACAGCGAAGUGCCCUUCGUCGCGCUCAACGACUUGUGGAUUUUUGACAGCGCAAAUAAAAGCUUUGCGGAGGUGAAGGUGGGUGGCGUUGAGGGAGCGACUGGCGGUGAUGGAACGAUUGGCGGUGAUGGAGUGGCUGAUGGGGAAGAACCCACUGAUGACGAAGAAACGACCGACGGAGUGGAAACAGCGGCUGGGUCUUCCAAAAGCGAGGCAGGCGACGAUUACGCAAAAGAGGGCGCGGAAGACGAUGGGAACAACCACAGCUACAUAUUAAACAGCGUACACUUGAAAAAAUUAGGGAAGUACCUGAGCUGCGACAAACGGGCGCUUGGCAGUCAGGGCGGCUGCGUCGUCCCCGCCCCGAGGUACUUCUCCAGCUUGGACCUGUACGUGAGCAGGAGGGGGGAGGCGGCGGUGGAAGCGGCAGGGGAAGCGGCAGGGGAAGCGGCAGGGGAAGCGGCAGGAGUGGUAGAGGACCCUGCAGAGGGAGCUGUAGACGACGGGGCGAAGGACGCAGCUAAGGACGCUGCUAAUGACGCUGCGGAGGGGAGAGCCCCACUGAGCGUAAGAAACAACAAAGUUGUCCUCAGAAAUGCAGGCGCGUACGAACAUUUCAGCCUCAUCCUAUUUGGGGGGUACGGCGGACACGACCGCAGCAGCCUCAACGACCUGCACGAAUACGACCUUCUGAGGAACCAGUGGAUCUUAAGAACCUGCAAGGGAAGCACCCCCCCGAGUAGGUACGGGCAUAUAUCCUUCAUCAACGAAAAUCAUUUUUUCAUUUUGGGAGGAACAAACGCGGAAGUGAGCUUCAAUGAUAUGUACGCCUGUAACUUGAGGAACAACGAGUGGUCCGAAAUAGAUUUUGCCUACUCCUUCAACGUGUCUAAAGUUUUCUGCACAAGUGUGAUGGUCGAAUCGAUUGACAGAAAUAUUAUUUUCAUCUUCGGGGGGCAUAACAUCGUUAGUGAUGAAAAAGGGAACAGAAAAAUUGAAUACACCAACGCAGAGCUGAACAUGCUGAAGCUGUAUGACACGUUUAAGCUGGAGGAUUUGAAGUACUCCGUGGUUAGCAGCAGGGAUUUUGAAGCGGGUUCUGCCUCUGGCGCGGUGGGCACGCCGGGCACGGUUGCAACGGGGAGAAGUGGCGGCAGCAGUGCGAACCAGCCCAGCCAAGGGGACAGACAUAAAGUAACUCCUAGGGGAGAUGCCCACGAGCAAGAUGACCCGACCAGCAACACCAACUUCUGCUCCAUCACGUACGAUUUUGUAGACUCCAAUUUGAUCAUCACAGACGCGAGGCAAAAGGUCUACGUGAUGAACAUAAGCAGAAUCAUAGGACCCAAAUACGCCAUCUUCUCCCUACUCCCAAGACAGUGCGCCAUGGAGGGAAUGAAAAAAAUGCUCCUAAAGGGAAAAGGAUUUACGAACGAGGGGAAGAUAAGCAUAAAAUAUUCGUCUGAAGAUGUGGACCUGUACAGUGAAGGGGUCUACAUUAAUGAGAGUCACAUUUACACCAUUGUGCCCAGUGCGAAAGAUAAAAUUAAAAACAACAUGUGUGAUGUGCACCUCUCCAUCAACGACAAAUGCUAUACCACUAACAAGUGCGUGCUGGAGUAUUACCACAAUAUAGAUGCAAAGAAGACCCUGAUUUUUGGGUCCGGCUUGCUAGAACCCAUUUGCUUAAAAGAACCCAAUGUCUUCUUUCUCAUAGCUAGGAACUCCCUCAACGAGAAAAAAAAAAUCGGGGGAGAUAAGUUCCAGAUCAGCAUCACGUACGAGCAGGGUGAGGUUCACCAGGAUGUCAAAUACGCCCUGUAUGACGUGAACAACGGGUUUUACAUCGUCAAGUACUUCCCCGUCGUGGCAGAAGCGGUGGAAGCGACGGAAGUAGUGGAAGCAGUGGAAGCGGCGAACGCGGACGAGGGGGCAGUCGGCCAAGGAGAUGAUCAUGGAGCAAACGCGGAAGAGCCCCCGCUCCACACGGGAACCAUCCACAUAUCGGUGAAGCUGAAGGGGGAAGACACCCGAAGCAGCCCCUUCGCCCUGAAGGUGUACAGCCGAGUGACAGACAAAGCCACGUGCGUCAAAAAGUUUGUAAACGACCGGUUAGAGGACUUAAUAAAAAAAGGAGAGCAUAUUCUCGACCUGAUCCGAAACAAAGACCUCAGCACCGCCAACCUGAUUGAGCUAAACGUUAACAUUGAAAGCUUUCUGAGCAAUUUCUCCAAGUCGAUUUAUGAUGUAAAUACCAUCGAGCAGUACAUCCUAUACGGGUGCCUCGACGCGGGGGCGGUGGAGCCGGUGCUGGAGCAGGUGCACCGGGAGGGGAACGUGGCGGACGCCUCUCUGGAGGACGAGUCGUCCGUGGAGCGGUACAUCGACGAGUUGAUAAGCGGUCAAAGCGGUGGGAGCGGCGGAAUCGGUCAAAGCGGUGGACGCGGUGGAGGUGACGCCCCAGCAGAGGCCCCCGCGCAGGACGCAGACGCAGGCAGCGCCCUCCUGAAGGUGAAGGACAACGAAGGCGUUGCCAACUUCAUCGAGGCCAGCAAAAUGAAAUUCGCGGACUGCGUGGAGGCCGACUUGGUGAAGAGGCUGAAGAGCUGCAUGGCGCUGCUGAGCAGCGAGGAGUCCGGCCUGCGCGGGGGGAAGGAGGCGCGCAGGAGCGACGCUCUAGGAGGUACCUCCAUGGGGAAUAUCGCUCUAGGAAGUGCCUCCCCCGCUUCCACCCCUCUGAACCCCCCGCAGGGAGAAGCCCCCCAAGUAGAAGUGAUCGAAAAUUUGCUGAGCUUCUACCACAAGCUGAAAUCCGUGUGCAUCCGCAAAAAGGAAAAGGAGCUAAAGGAGGAAUUCGUGAAGGAGGAAAAGGAGAGCAUAAAAACGAUGAAGCUCAACUACAAUAAGUUUAUAAAUGUGAAAAAAAAUUUGGAAACCUCCAGCGUCUACACGUAUAGCAGCGGAUAUGAAGGGUCCCUGAAAGAGCUGGAGAGUAUGAAGAAAUAUGUGGCAGAAAUAAAAGAGGAAGUUAAAAAGGUGGCACAAAUCUCAGAAAAAAUUGUGAAGAUAGACCACGUAGAAGAGCUAAGCAAAGAUAUAGACAAUUUAGAAAAAGACAUUGACGAAAUAGAGAAGCUGUGGAUUUUUAUAAAAAAAAAAGAUCAAGUGUUAAAUGGGUUCCUUUUCUGCACAUUUAAAGAACUAGAUGUGGAAGAAUUCGAUAUGCAAAUGAAGAACCUCCAAAACGAAUUUAAGAAAAUUAAAGUAGACAGGAAACACAAUAUAUGGAAGGAAGAAAUGGCCAAGCUGAAAGAUACCAUCAAAUAUAUAUCAGUCAUAAGCGAAUUGAAAAAGACGUUCAUCAAGAAGAGACACAUUAAAGAGAUCGAAGUCAGCAUAAACGAGGAGAGACAAAAGGAGAGCCAAGAACCAAUCGAACUCAUCAUCGAUGAUAAUACACUCACAAUUUAUUUUUACAAACUGAAUGUGGUUAAGUACCAUGAGUCUAUAGAAGAGGUUAUCAUCAAAGCGUAUAAUGAAAAGAGCAUCGAAGAGACCAUACACAAAUUUGAAGACUACUGGGAUGGCAUCCAUUUUAAAAAUAAGGAUUAUAAAAAUGGGAUCAUUCUAACCUACAUUGAUGAUACAUGCAUUGAGACCAUAGAAGAACAUCAGGUCAGUCUCCAAAACUGCUUCUCAUCCAAGUACUUCCUCUUCUUUUCAACGGAGCUAAACAUCUGGCAGAAAAAAAUCUCCAACAUUUACGAGGUAAUUCAGCUACUGAAAGAUAUAGAAAAGCUCUGGGUGUAUCUUCAAAAUAUGUAUGUCUACUCAGAGGAGGUCAAAAAGGAAUUGCCCCUGUACUCUAAAUUUUUCCUUACCAUCAAUGAUGAGUACUUAGAUAUGCUGAAGCAGAUUAUGGGGAACAACACCAAGGUGGUGGACUUCGCCAAUGAGGAGGGCAUCAUAGAAAAGCUAGAGGAACUCAAGGUGAAGCUCUGCAAAAGUGAGAAGCCCCUAAAUGAGUACCUCGAUUCUAAGCGCAAGUCCUUCCCUAGGUUCUUCUUCAUUUCUUCCACCGACUUGAUUGACAUCCUCUCGAAUGGGAACAACUUCAAGCUCGUCAACACGCACGUUCAGAAGAUUUUCCUCUCCAUCCGGCGGUUCGUGACGCGGGGCGAGGCCCUCACGGAGUGCGAGCUGGGGAAUGAAGUCACUCUGGGGGGGGCACCAGGAGCGGCAUUAGAAGCAGCGCCAGGAGCAGUGCUAGAAGGAAAUGCGCACACCCCUACAGACGUCGCCGCGAACCACGCGAACCACGCGAACCCCGCGAACCACGCCAACCCCGCGAACCACGCGAACCCAGCCAACCCAGCCGCUCCCAACGAGGUGGUCACGAAGCUGAUCUCGUCCUACGGAGAGGAAAUCUGCAACUUCCACGAGCCCCUCGCCCUCCAGGGGAAGGUCGAGUGCUACCUCAACGACAUCAUAAAGCACAUCAAGCACACCCUCAAGUACUACAUCGCCAAUCUGUUCAAACAGAAACGCAUGUAUAAUUUGGAGAAGGACAAGUGGAUAGACCAGAAUUACCUCUCGCAAGUUUUCAUCCUCUGCAACUCUAUCUUUUUCGUUCGUGACGUUGAGGAUAUUCUACGUAAAGGAGAUUCAAAUGUGAGGGAGCAGCUCAAGAGUUACUACAAGAAUCAUAUUACUCAACUGGAAAAUGUGAUUAAGAAGGUCCAGAAGAAACUCACCGUGAGGGAUAGAAUCAAAAUUAUGUGCAUAAUUACUCUGGACACUUUCUAUAGAGACAUCCUGGAGGUCAUUCUAAAAAAUAAAAACUCCAUUUCGAUAAACAUGUUCGAUUGGCAAUCGCAAAUUAGGAUGUACCCCUGCUUUGGCAGUAAGGCUAGUGUGGGGGAGCCGAGAGACGUGACCGGGGGGACAACCCACUCAGCCGAUGUAACAAAUCAAAAGGUGAAGCAAACUACGGGGUUACACACAGAUGAAAACAUUUAUGAAGAAAACUCCCUAAACUUCAAACAGCUUUAUAUAAAAAUAAAAAUUAUGGACUGCUCCUUUAACUACUCAUAUGAUUACAUUGGCAACUACCAAAGGUUAGUCAUCACUCCGUUGACUAGCCGCAUCUACAUCACAGCUACACAGGCGUUGAGUCUCUAUAUGGGAUGUGCACCUGCUGGUCCUGCAGGCACAGGAAAAACGGAGACGACGAAAGAUUUGUCGAGCUUUUUUGGAAAAAACUGCUACGUGUUUAAUUGCUCAGAUCAGCUGGAUUACAAAAGUAUGGGGAAUAUAUUUAAAGGGAUUGGAAGCACCGGGUGCUGGUGCUGCUUCGACGAAUUUAAUAGACUCAUCCCGGAAGUGCUCUCUGUCUGUUCUAUCCAAUUUAAGUCUAUCCUAGACUGCAAACGGAACAAUAACAAUGUAUGCAUAAUCGGGGCAGAUGAAAUUAUUGUGAAAAAGAACUGCGCUGUGUUUAUUACCAUGAACCCGGAUUAUUUGGGAAGAUCCAAAUUGCCAGAGAGCCUCAAAAUUCUGUUUAGACCCAUCACUGUCAUCGUUCCGGACUUUAAUAAAAUAUGUGAAAAUAUGCUCAUGGCGGAGGGGUACGUAGAUGCCAAGUACUUGUCCAUCAAAUUUACUACCUUCUUCGAGCUGGCGCAGAGUCUACUGAAGGAGAAGCACUGCGACUGGGGGCUGCGAAGCAUCAAGAGCGUUCUUACCAAGGCGGGGUUCCUCAAGAGGACCUACCCGGAUUUGGACGAGAACAAGCUGCUCUACUCGGCCAUACACGACAUCAACAUCGCCAAGAUAUCUGCCUCCAACUGCCCCGUCUUCUCGGGGCUCCUCAACGACAUUUUCUUUUCCCACCAGGGAGCAGAGGCAACGAGCGCUGCGGGGGAGGGGCAAGUCGUCGCCAGUGAAGCGGCUAACGGAGCGGCGAUCGGCGCGGCUAACGGAGCGGCUAACGGAGCGGCUAACGGAGCGGCUAACCCCGCCAACACAGCCAACACCGCCGAUGCCGUGGAGGCGGAGCUGCUGCAGAUCUGCAGGCGGAACCACCUGUUCGGGCUGGACUACCUGGUGAAAAAAAUAAUGCAGCUGAACGACAUCAUCAACAUAAGGCACUGCGUGUUCAUCAUGGGGGAGGCGGGGUGCGGGAAGACCACCCUCUUCAACAUGCUGAUGGAGUACCAAAAGGAGCAGAAGAUGAAGACGGUGAGCAUAAGGAUCAACCCAAAAUCGAUCAGCAUCGAUGACUUGUAUGGAAAUGUUCAUAUGAAGACGAGGGAGUGGAAAGACGGCGUUUUCUCCAAAUAUAUGAGGAGCUACUCCAAGAGGGAAGACUGCGACAAGGCGUAUAUCAUCUUCGACGGCAAUUUGGAUUCCCACUGGAUAGAAAAUAUGAAUUCUGUGAUGGACGAUAAUAAAGUGCUGACCCUUUCCUCAAACGAAAGAAUUUUACUGAAAAACCACAUGAAUUUGGUGUUCGAAUUUAGCGAGUUAAUGUUUGCAACCCCAGCGACGAUUUCGAGAGCGGGGCUGGUCUACUUCUGCGUAGACCCGAAUGACCUCUGGAAGAAUUACUUCCUCUCGUGGAUAGACCGACAUGAACAUUUUAAUGCUACGGUGAAGAAGGCCUUCGAAAAAUUGAUGUACAAAUAUGUAGAGCCCACGUUUGCCUACCUGACGACGGUGAACACGUCCGUUAAAGUGUCCCCCAUCUCGCACAUCCAGUCGUUGGCUGCCCUACUUGACAUCCUGCUGGAGGGUAACAAUUUUGAGAGUUUAGAGCACUACUUCGUGUAUGCAGUUAUUUGGUCCUUUGGGAGCUUCCUCGGGGAGAAAGACAACGUGAAUUAUAAAAAAGGCUUCGACAAGUACUGGAAAAAUACCUUCAAAAGCAUCAAGGUGAAUAGGAAAAUCAGCGUGUUUGACUUUUUCAUAGAGGGGAACAAGUUUAAGGAGUGGGAGGAGAGCGAAAUGGGGAAUGCAGUCAUGCGGGGUAGCCUUCCAGGUAGCCCCCCCCAGGAGGACAUCUUCGUCGAAACGGUGGAGAGCUCCUCCUACAAGUAUAUCAGCAAGCUGUUCCUCAAGUCGAGCAUGCCCAUCCUAUUCAUCGGAAAGACAGGAGUGGGAAAAACCCUACUGUGCAAGAAAAUUCUGAGCGAAGAAAGGGAGGAGUACAAAAGCUUCUACAUGAUUUUCAACUACUACUCUAACGCUAAGAGUGUGCAAAGUCUGAUGCAAAGCUGUUUGGAAAAGAAAUCCGGCAAGCAGUUCAGUCCGCCCUUCCAGCAAAAGCUCAUCUACUUCAUCGACGAUAUCAACAUGCCCAAGUGUGACGAUUACAACACGCAAAGUGCCAUCGAGUUGUUGUGCCAAUAUAUAGACACCAAUUCCUGGUUCGAUUUGGAAAAAUUAAAUCUCAUCAAAAUUGCAAAUACGAAGCUGAUUUCCUGUAUGAAUUACAACAGGGGAAAUUUCACGGUGAACCCUAGACUGCUCAGGCACUUCUUCAUCCUCAAUGUGAGCUUCCCAGAGAAUAACACGGUUAAUAGCAUCUUCAGCGUCCUCCUGAAGGGACACUUCAACAGCUUCAAGCAGGAUGUAGCUGACUUAGUUCCCUCCAUCCUAAAGUCCACCAUUUCGCUCUUCUACAAUAUAGAAAAAACGUUCAAAAGGACAGCCACUUACUUCUACUACGAAUUUAACCUUCGAGAUAUCCACAGCAUCGUCAAGGGGUUGCUCACCGCACAGCCAAGUGCCUUCCAAGACUGCGACAAGUUGCUCUUCCUCUGGCUACACGAAUGCGAAAGGGUCUACUCAGAUAAGCUAAACAAAGCAGAUAGAAAGAAAUUCAAAAUGCUCAUCAUCGAUAUAGUGAAAAAGAUGUAUAACAAAUAUGAGAUUAGCAAAUUUGUGAUGAACAAUGAGAGGUCUCUACUCUUUUCUAAUUUCCACAAGGGAACUCCCUCAGGGGGGUACACCGAUAAGGUCUACGAUUUGUGCAAAAAUGAGGAGGACCUUACCGCCUACCUAACAGAGGAACUGAACGAAUAUAAUAAUUUUUACAAUUUAAAUAUUGUCCUCUUCAAUGAUGCCAUAAGACAUAUUUGCAAACUCAUUCGAAUUGUGGACAAUUUAAAAUCACAUGCUCUCCUGCUAGGCAUUGGUGGCUGUGGGAAGACGACCAUUUCCAAGUUCUCCGCGUACAUUUCAUCAAAGAGCUUUUUCGAAAUGGACUUCCCAACACAGUGCUCAGAUAAUGAUGUGAAAAAAUACCUGCAGAAUAUUUUCUACAAAUGUGGUAUGAAAAAUGAAGAGAUUAUCCUCUUCCUUAAGGAGAGCAAAAUUAUUGAUAGCUUCUUCAUAUACGUAAAUGAAUACAUGUGCUCAAAAAAUAUCAUCGAUUUGUAUACAAAGGAGGAGAAAGAUUACGUCGUUCAGAAUAUGAGGAAUAUCGCCAAGGCGGAGGGGGUCCAGGAGACGGACAGUAGCAUAUUCGAGUACUACCUGAAGAAGGUGAAUGAAAAUCUGCACUUCAUUCUGUGCUUCUCCCCCACGAGCAACAAUUUUAGGGACAAGUCCAAUAACUUCCAGUGCAUCCUCAAUAACACCAUGAUUGAUAUUUACGACAACUGGGAGUCCGACUCGCUGCUCUGCGUGGGCCGCAACUACGUGAGCGACAUCUACAUGGACCUGCGCACGGGGGACAUACAGCUCAGCGGGGUGGCAGCCGCGGAAGCGGCGGGGGGAGUGCAAGUGGAAGUGGCGCAAGCGGCGGGGUGUGUGGAAGUGGAAGCAGCUGGGGUAGUGCCCCCCGCCGCUAUCGCGACCGCUACCGCGACCGCCGUUAUCACUACCACCGCUAUCACCGCUACCCCCCCGGAGCACGUCAACCUGAAGGGAAUCGUGACGGAGUACCUCAUGGAGUGCUACGAGGACCUCCUCGAAAUCGCCGCCGACUACCACGCCCACGAGAGGGCGCACAUCUACGUCACCCCCAAGCUCUACCUGGAGAGCAUCAAGACCUACCACAUGAUGCUCCUCAAAAACGUCACCAGCAUCAGCAGCAAAAUGGAAAUGCUCAAAAGCGGAAUCACAAAAAUGAACGAAACCAGCGCGAACGUAGAAAACAUCAAAAAUUCACUCAAGGAAAAAAAAAAAAUCUCAGAGGAGAAAAAGGAAGCCUCGGAAAAAUACGCCAUAGAUAUUGGGAACGAAAAAAUGAUCGUUAAGAAGGAGAGCGACUUGGCGGACAUAGAAGAACAGAACUGUCUGGAAAUCCAAAAAAGGGUUCUCAAGCAGCAGGAGGAGUGCGAAAAUGAUAUCGCCCUGGGAAUUCCCCUCAUAGAACAAGCGGAAGAGGCCCUAAAUACGCUCAACAAAAAAAACAUUCAAGAGUUGAAGACGCUAAAUAAGCCCCCCCCAGGGGUGGAAGACAUCACAGCCGCGGUCAUGCAGCUGCUAGCCACAAUCGACACAACAAUCGCCGUAGACAAGUUUGGAAAAAUUAAAGACAGGAGUUGGAAGUCCGCCCAGAAGAUGAUGAUCAACCCGGAAAAAUUCAUCUCCCUACUGAAAGAUUAUAAAAACAAAAUUGACGAAAAUUUAGUCCCAGACUGUAACUUUAAAUACGUAGAGAAUUUGAUUAACCUCCCCCAUUUUAAUAAAAAUGCCAUUCAGAAGAAAUCCAAAGCCGCUGCGGGGCUAGCUGAAUGGGUUCUAAAUGUCACCUCGUUUCAUAAAAUUAUACAAAAUAUUCUGCCCAAGAGAACCCUCCUGGAAAAUACCAAAAAAGGUUUAGAAGAAGCGAAUGAGAAGUUGCAAACCGUACGGGAGAAGGUACAAUCCCUUAAGGCCCAGCUGAGCACUCUCAUUAGUCAAUACGAUCAUGCCCUCUACGAAAGAGACCUCGUCAUUUUGGAAGAGAAAAAACUGAAAACCAAGUUGGAGCUCUCCAUCAGGUUGAUAGACGCCCUAAGCAGUGAGCAAAUAUCAUGGUCUAAUCAGUAUGAAGCUUUGAAGAAGAAAAAAAAAACCAUCCUCACGGAUAUACUCUUGUCUUCCACGUUUGUCACCUUCUGUGGGGGGUUCACCAAAAAGUACCGAAAUAAGAUUAUGACGAAGUGCGUUGAGACGUUGAAUAGGAAGAACCAGGUUCAGAACGAGGUCUUCAGCGAGGUGCUCAGCAAGUUGCAGAAGAGUGCUGGGAAGGGGGAUCACAUCAAGGGAAGCGUUCCCCCCGCCAGCACGACAAACGAAUGUGCGGGUUCCUCCCCCCUGGGUAGCGCAGUUGACACAAAUCAUGGCAGAUUAGACCAACCGGGGGGAGAUAAUCCUCCGCUACACAAAGGAGACGCGCCCACCUGCGGGGAGGACUCCAAGGAAAACCUCCCAUACGACAUCUUCUCUGUGAACAGCUUCAACCUUGACCUGCUAAUAAACGAAGAGACCCUUUCUAAGCUGAGCAAGCAGGGGUUAACCCUAAACUCGGUCUGCAUAGAAAAUAACUUAAUCCUAGAAAACAGCGAAAAGUUCCCCAUCAUUAUAGACCCCCAAAUGGAAAGCCUCAAAUGGUUGAUUAACAGCCAAAAGGAGAAAAGCCAAAAGCUAAUCAUCACAGAUAUAAACGACAGCAUGCUUUUUAAAAAAAUAAUUGAAUGCCUCUCCUUUGGAUACUCCAUAAUUAUAGAAAAUGCAGAUGAAAAAAUUGACAAUUCUCUUUAUAACAUUAUUUCGAAAAAUAUAAUAAAGAGAAAAAAUAAUUACUAUAUUAAUAUUAAUGAGAAGGAACACGUCUUCCACCCCUCCUUCUACAUCAUCCUGCAUACCCAGCUGUCCAAUCCGCACUACCAGCCAGAGAUUCAGUCUGCCUGCUCGCUCAUCAAUUUUACUGUAACGCCUGACGAUCUAGAGGAACACCUCCUCUCCAUUACCCUCGAAAACGAAUUCAACCACUUGUCGAAGAAGAGAAAGAAACUUUCUUUACUUAAAUAUGACUACAUGUGCCAACUGUCCUUCCUCCAAUCUUCCAUCUUGCAGAAGCUGACCAAUGCCAAGGGGGACAUCCUCGAAGACGUCUCUCUCAUUGAAAACUUAGAAACUACAAAACUGCUUAGCGAAAAUAUUACCAAAAAAACAGAAAUCGUCAAAAACACAGAAGUUCACAUCAACACCAUCAUCAAUCUGUAUAGACCCUUGUCCAAACGGGGCGUCAUGUACUUCUUCAUCUUGCAGAAGCUCAAAAAUAUACAUUCGUUUUACUUUUACUCGCUCGAGAUCUUUCUGAAGAUCUUCAUCAAGUGCCUCAAUGACUGCGCUCAGUUCAGGCCCCCCAGCAGCGGCCCCCAGCCAAGGGCCAAGCCCCGCCGCAAGAGGGGGGGAGCGCCUACCAAGGGGGGAGAAGCGGCUACCAAGGAGGGAGAAGCGGCUACCAAGGAGGGAGAAGCGGCUACCAAGGAGAAAGAAGCGGUUGCCGAGGGGGGAGAAGUGGCUACCAAGGAGGGAGAAGCCACCCAAGUGGAGCUAACUGUGAAGGCGGAAGAGCCAACCGAGCCGGAGGUUAUCCCCAAUGCAAGCGAACCGGGAGUUACCGCCAAUACAAACGAACAUGCUGGUUCCGCUAGCCCAACAGCACCCGAGGAAGCCGCCAACCUAGAUGAGCCGAAAGAGGAGACAACAGAAAAACCGGAAGCGCCGGAAGCAGCGGUCGAAGUUGCGCCUAACCUAGAUGAACCGAAAGAAGGGGAGACAGGAGCAGAACCAGAAGAACCCAAAGUGGAAGCCGAAUCAACCGAACCGGAAGCGGCCGCCAACCCGGAUGAGCCAAAAGAAGAGGAAACAACCGAAAAGCAGGAAGCGCCGGAAGUAGCGGUCGAGACGGCCGAACCAGAAGCGGCCGCCAAUCCGGAAGCGCCUGAAGCAGCGGUCGAGACGGUCGAACCAGAAGCGGCCGCCAACGCAGAUGAGCCAAAAGAAGAGGAUACAACCGAAAAACCUGAAGAACCCGUAGUGGAAGCCGAACCAGAAGAACCCCAAGUGGCAGCCGAGCCAACCGAACCAGAAGCGGCCGCCAAUCCGGAAGCUCCUGAAGCAGCGGUCGAGACGGUCGAACCCGUAGUGGCAGCCGAGCCAGCCGAACCAGAAGCGGCCGCCAACCCGGAUGGGCCAAAAGAAGAGGAAACAACUGAAAAGCAGGAAGCACUGGAAGCAGCGGUCGAGGCGGUCGAACCAGAAGCGGCAGCCGAACCCGCCGCCACUCCGACCGCCCUUGAAAGUGACGCGAGUCCAGUCGAAUCAGAAGUGGUCGCCAAAGCAGAAGUGUCCUCUAAAUCCGAAGCGGUUGUGAAUCCAGCGGAAGUGGACGCCAAGCCAGAAGCGCCCCCCGCCGCUGAAGUGGAGGCCCCGCCCAGCGCGCGGAAGGGAGAGGAAGACGAGGAUAGCACCAGCAUAGAGAGCAGCCACCUGGACGGAAGCGAACUCGAAAGUGACGACCUCGACGGAGAGGAGGCGCAGAGCGAAGAAACAAAAAUUGACAAAAACGAAGUGCAGAGGAGAGUGAACGUGCUAAUCAGCCUCCUCAUAGAAAAGAUGUGGAUGUAUAUCGAUAAGGGGCUCCUGGAGAGAGACAAGCUCAUCGUGAAGUGCCUCAUCAUGUUAAAUUUGGAGAAGCUGAAUGGAAAUAUUACCCAAGAGGAGGAGGACAUGUUCAUAAAUCCAAAGUGCAUGCAAAAAACAAGCCAAAGAGAAAAUGAAAGAGGGGAAAAAAAACUCAUCAACAAAUCUUUCAUGAGUGAAGAGCUAUACCAAGACUGUAAAAAUUUAGAGAAUUUGAAGGACUUUGACAGUUUGACGGAGAGCUUAGAAAGCGAGAGCAUGUCGUGGAAGCAGUGGUUCCUAAGUGAUAAAGUAGAAAGGGAGGAGCUGCCCAGGAAAUACAACAAUUUGAAGGACUUCUCUAAGCUGCUACUCAUAAGGGUGUUGCGGAAGGACAGGUUCCCGGUGGCGCUGAAAAACUACAUCCAGAGGAACAUCAAAAUGACGAAUGAUGAAAAGAACACCUACUCGCUGGGGAAAAUUCUGGAGGAGUACAUCGACAGUAAGACGCCCGUGCUGUUUCUCUUGACGCCGGGGAACGACCCCUCUAAGGAUAUCGAGGAGUACGUGGCGAAGCUGAAGAGGGAGAAGGGGAGGGGGCAAAUAAGCGGCCAAAAAGGCGGCCAAAAGGGCGCCCCAAAAGGAGACCACCCAACUGGGGAGCUGCUCCCCAAAGGAGACCGCCCAACUGGGGAGCUGCCCCCCGAAGAGACCAUCUCCUACGUGAACAUCUCCAUGGGGCAGGGGCAGGAGAGCAUCGCGCUCAAGUACCUCCGGGAGACGUCCCAAUCGGGGGGAUUCAUAUUCCUGCAGAACAUCCACCUCAUGACCAAAUGGCUUAAAGAAUUUGAAGAAAUCCUCGACAAAAUAUUAACCGAUGCGCACCCGAACUUCCGUCUCUUCCUAUCGUCAGCCAUCCCCUCCGAAAAAGACACCAAACUGCUCCCGGAAAAGCUACUAAAGAAAUGCUUCCGGAUUAACAAUGAAAAGUCCUUCAGUCUGAAGGACAACAUCAAAUGCUCGCUGGAGAAAUUCCAAAGUGGGGAAUACGACGAUAAGUUGAGGAAUGUCAUUUUUGGUCUCUCCUACUAUCAUAGCUUGCUCUUGGGGAGGUUUUUAUAUGGCAAGAUUGGAUUCAGCCAGUCGUAUUCCUUCAACGAUAAUGACUUGGAGAUCUCCUUCAACAUUAUUAAGAGGUACUUGGAGACCUACAACAGCUUCCCCCUUGCAGACGUCCUCUUCCUCAUCGGGGAAAUCAUCUACGGGGGCCACAUCACGGACGUGUGGGACCGCCGCAUAAACAAGACGUACGUCAAAAAUGUGCUCAAGGAGAUUUACAAAAAUGUGGUUGCCAUUAAUGGGGGUGAGGUGCGCGCGGUGGCUAACGGGGACGACGAAAGUGACGCAGGGGUAGAGGCAGACGGAGGGGAAGCGGCAGGGGUAGCGGCAGACGGAGGGGAAGCGGCAGGGGUAGCGGCAGACGGAGGGGAAGCAGCCGGGGUAGCGGCCGGGGUAGCGGCGGGGGCAACGCAUGGAGAGGGCUGCGGGGAGAGCGACGCAGCCGGGCGCGCAAAGAAGCCCCAGGCCCGCCGCGAAAAAAAGGAGGAAGACGAAAUGGACGAGCAGGCAGUCCUCAAGGACACCAGGGCCAACAUCCUCUUCGAGGUUUUCAAAUUCCCAGACUGCACCAAAUACAACAUUUCGCAGUUAAAAAAAUACGUUGAAGAAAAAAUGAACAAAGAGCAAACCUCCCUGCUGGGUCUCCACGUGAACGCAGAAAUUGAGUACAUGAAAAAUGAGUGCUCCAGGAUUUUGCAGAACUUGCAAGAGAUCAGCAGUCGGGAGAUUUCCUCCUCGGCGGGUUCCUACCAGAAGGGGGCACACGGGGGAGGCGCGGCUGGAGGUGACCCAGUUAGCGGCAAACAGGGGGGUCACCUAGUUAGCGGCAAACAGGAAGGUCACCCCGCUGGAAGUAUCGCUACCGCCAAACAGGGAAGCCACCCCAAGGAGUCCGCCCAGGGGGGGAAGAAGGACCGCCACAAAGCAAACGCAGAAGCGGAGAGUGGGAAAAACGAAACCACCAAAAUUAUAUACGACAUUAUUAACCGCCUCCUAAAUGAACUACCAGAAAAGAUAGACGUAAGCGACUUGAAGAUUGAAGACGCAGAGACGAACACCUUUAUGGUAAUUGCAUUGAAAGAAUCCGAGAAGUUUAAUGCACUCAUUGACUGUAUCCACGACACCUUGGUCGAGAUAAAGCUAGUGCUCGAUGGAAUCCUAAAUAUGAACAUUAAAAUCCAGCUAAGCAUCAAAGCGUUGCUGCUGCAUAACAUCCCAGAAGUGUGGAAGAGCUACUCCUACCCAUCGAAAAAGAAACUGCUGCCAUGGUUUGAAGAUUUCAAGUUAAGGGUAAUUUUCUUACAAGAAUGGGUUGCAAAAAUAAGGUGCAAUGUUUUCCUGCCCAGUUCUGUAUGGCUAUCGGCGCUGUUCAAUCCCAUUUCGUUUCUCACCGCCAUUAAGCAGAAGUUCUCCCAUGAGAAUAAGGUCCCCAUAGAUAAGCUAAAGCUCAAGUGGCACGUCACAAAUAUAACAAAAGUGGAGGACCUAAAUAACAAAAACAACUCUUUAUACAUCCAUGGGUUGUUUCUGCAGGGAGCCUCGUGGCUGAUUAACUCCCAAAAUGACUCCUUCACAUUUGAUAUGGACCACUUGAGUGAAAACGUGUCGUAUGGCAAUCUGGUGGAGUCCGUGCCCAAGAACAUCUUCUUCCCCAUGCCGCUCGUCUACGUUUACUGCGUCACGAACGAGCAGGACGAGCAGCUCGCGCGCGCCUCCGAGGCCCGCUACUUGGAGAGCCCCCUCUACAUCACCUCGGACCGGGGCGCCACCUUCGUCUGCCCCGUCGACUUGAACCUAGAAACGGACGACGUCGAGGACAAGUGGAUCUUGGCAGGAGUCGCCCUCUUCCUGUCGGACGAUUAG
Molecule: messenger RNA, 15996 nt
Organism: Plasmodium vivax (malaria parasite P. vivax)
Lineage: Eukaryota; Apicomplexa; Aconoidasida; Haemosporida; Plasmodiidae
Product: dynein heavy chain, putative
Exons: 2
Coding region: 1-15996 (5331 amino acids)
Biological process (GO): microtubule-based movement
Cellular component (GO): axoneme; dynein complex
Molecular function (GO): minus-end-directed microtubule motor activity; ATP binding; dynein intermediate chain binding
Source: RefSeq, a predicted model, not a curated record